UUUUUUUUAACCCCCGAAAAGAGCUGUCCGCGGCUCUGAGCUUCCCGCACACCGCGUCUCGAGUGCCGGGGUACACGAUGGCGGCUCCGGCCCGCUGGGUGCUGUGCUUGUGCCUGGGCUGCCUUUGCCUGACUCCGGGGGACGUGCUGCGGGCGCGCUGGGCCGGGCUGCGGCGGAGGGCUGCCUGGGGCGGCCGGGAGAGAGCAGGUGACCACGGGCUGCAGCCGGGGGACAAGGUGUCGGAGCACAUGCUGCGCCUUUACGCGCAGUACAGCGCGGGUCCUGCGGAGCCGCCCCGAGAGCCGCCCGCCCCGCACCUCCGGCGCGGGAACACCGUGCGAGGGUUCCGCCCGAGGGCUGCAGGGAGCCCUGGAAGUCAGGAGCUGUAUGUUUUUAACUUGACUUCACUCACCAAGUCAGAAAAUAUCUUGUCAGCUUCGUUGCAUUAUUAUAUCGGUGAUCUGCUGGACUCUGACUGGAAUUGUUCCCAGUCCAGAGGCUGUUCUCAUCGUGGGCACAGGAAACCUGAAAUUCAAAUUCAUCUUUCAGUGUGGACCUUUCCAUCUGUUGGGAACCAGAGUCGGAGUCUGGGCCAUUUCUUAAUAAACAUCUCCAGUUCUUACGGCGAUGUCCUUUCCUGGCAGUGGAAAGAUAUCACUCAGGUCCUACACAAAGCAAAACAGAGCAAUGAACUUCUGAUUGGCGUCAAAAUGGAUUCAACCAGCCAUCCCCUGUGGAAAAGGGCACUAUUUCACUAUGAGCCCUACAUUCUGGUAUAUGCCAAUGACUCCGCCAUUUCAGAGCCAGAGAGUGUUGUUUCUAGUUUGCAAGGGCACCACAACCCUUUGGCAAGGGUCUUCCCUAGGCCAGAAAACCACAUGAGGAGCAGCCUUGGAAAACGGCGGCGAAAACGCUCCACCAACGUCCUGUUGCCAUUGCAGAACAAUGAGCUUCCCGGAGCUGAGUACCAGUACAAUGAGGACGAGAGGUGGGAAGACAGAAAACCAUACAAAACUUUCCAGCCUCGUCUGGCAGAGAGGGCAAAGAGUAAGAAAAAGCAGAGGAAGAACCACCACCAGAAGAGCCAGACUCUCCAGUUUGAUGAGCAGACCUUGAAGAAGGCGAGGAGGAAGCAGUGGAACGAGCCCCGGUAUUGUGCCCGACGCUAUCUCAAAGUGGAUUUUGCUGACAUUGGCUGGAGUGAGUGGAUUAUUUCCCCAAAAUCCUUUGAUGCCUAUUACUGCUCAGGGGAAUGUCAGUUCCCAAUUCCAAAGGCCUUGAAGCCAUCUAACCAUGCCACCAUCCAGAGCAUAGUGAGAGCUGUCGGUGUUGUGCCUGGAAUUCCUGAGCCGUGCUGCGUUCCUGACAAAAUGUCCUCUCUCAGCAUCUUAUUCUUUGAUGAAAAUAAGAAUGUGGUUCUCAAGGUGUAUCCCAACAUGACAGUAGAAUCCUGUGCAUGCAGAUAACGUCUCAGAAGACCCUUUAGAAGCACUGAGGUGAUCACUCACUGUUCAUUGGUGUUCUUUUCAUGAUUUCUACUUUUUGUUUGCACUGCCAAGGCGUUUCCUUCGGGGGGGAGGGGAGGGGAAGAAGUAAAUCCAAACAAAGAAAGAUGAAAAUGGAGUGGAUUCUGAAUUGCAAUUCCAAGGGAUGGGAACAUGAACUUCAUUCAUCUUUAAAUUUGAUCGAGGCGUUAAGUCAUGGCAAUGAGGAUUGACUGUUGCUGUUGAAACUGAGAUGAAACAGAAAUUUACAGAAGACUUCGAAAUUUUGGGGACUGUCAGAAGGACACACUAAUCUAUUUUUAUACAUGAUUUUGGAAACAGGAACUGUUAAAUUUUAUCUCCGUUUUUCUGGUAUCUGAUGGGAAGGCAGAUUAGAAAUCUACUUUUAUUCAUUUUAAACCUAAGCUUUCCAUCAUAGUUUACUGAGUAAUGCAGCAAGAAAAAAAAAAAGAAAAAAGAAAAAACUAAACUAAACAAAUCUGACAUUCCAACAGCCAUAGACAACACAACUCAGAUAUCUGUUUCCUUGGUAUGACAUGUCUCUGACUGCAUGCAUGCAUUCAUUUUCAAUAAUAUGUUCUUCAUAACUCAGCUUACAAGAUGUCACUGCCCCUGGGUGAAGAAGGCAAAACGUAUCUCUGCUGCAUGGGAAAUUGUGGUAUCUCAGAAAGACUUCUCUUUCAUGCCACUGCAGAAACUCAGCAGGUGAAGGGUAUGAAAGUGUCGCAUUUAUUGACGUGUUCAUAAGAGAUAUUCUAGAGCAUAUCUGCAAAUAAUCUAUGAGUAAGUUAUGGUAGUUAAUUCCUAACAUGAAAUUAUUUGGUUCGUAACUCUUAUCUGUAUACCCUAAUGACAGUUAUUUUACCAGAAUUAGCUCUGGUUGGUGAGUUUUGAUGUUGCAUUAAUCAAAUAGCAGCUUUUCUUUUUCUCAUUGAUUCUGCUCUGGAAAUGUGUUGUACCUGUGCUGUCAUAGAUUCUUAAAUUUAAGGUUUCUUACCAGCAAGUUUUGCACAACAAAAAUACAAAACAUGCUUUUGAUGGGGAAAAAAUAAUGUGAGAAACUAAAAGCAGGGAAAGAAGUGUCUAAUGAAUCAUAGGCAACUCUGCAGAAAUUGGUUCCAUUUUUGAGUGGAUGUCAGAGGAACGCUUCAAGCUUCAAGUUUUCAGUAAUGUUCUCCAUAGGGAGUGAAGCUUCUUAAAGCACUUCUGGCUGGCAAGAACCAUGUUUUAGUUUGUGCAAAGAGUAAACAUUUAUCUUUUGGGUAAACUAUCUACAUAACUGACUGUAGUGUGCUUAAAGGGAAAUUGUUCAUAGGGAAUGAAUUAAUUUUCCACGGUCAGGAGAGUUCAGUUCUCUAUUUUGGAGUCAGUGGUUCUUCCGUGUUUUGAAGUUGAUCAGCUUUCCCAUGUGAAUGCCUCCUUGCAGCUUCAUAGCUAUGUGAAGGUAAUUUAAACACUUGAUGAUUGAUUCUUGUGUUUGGUCACUGGUGCUAUCGUGUUUACCAAUCUGAGUCAUGUGCAUGGGUGUGAGAGGUGUGGACAUGGAUCAUAUAACCCAGGAUCCUUUCAGCAAUCAUUUUUUACUGUGCAAGGUCUCAGUGGAAGCUGAUGGCAGUUUUACUUCAAAACAGGACAAAACAAAAAAAAAAAAAAAAAAAAGAAAAAAAGUAACAGCAAAGAUUAGUCCCAGCUGCAAGCCAGGCUCAGAGCCCUUCCAUUAUCCUGCUUGAGGAGAAUAUCCCAGUAAUGCAGCCUGAGACCUUCUUGUUGGCUGAAAUUAAGCAAGAGUAACUAGCACAGCUAUUAGACCCAAUUGCUGUAUGUUAGUAAUCUAAGGCUUUAACAGCAUCACCUGAAAAGGAGCACGAAGAUGUUCUGCUUGGCUGUCUCUGGGAUACACCCACUCUUUGUCAAUAAUUGUGGAAUGCAGAACAGGUGCAACCUCGAAGUAAAAUCUGAUCUGCCUCUUCCAGCUCUAGGCUGAGCAUUAACUCUGUGUGUGAGACGAUUUAUGUACAGGACUUGUUUUUGUAUCUGUGUUUUUUACAUGCAGCUUUCUAAAUAAAGCCAUUAUUAGAAUCUGUAAGAUGCUAAUCACAUGAACAAUGAUUUCUGUAUAUAACGUUGUAUGAGUAAGGACUUUAAAAAAAAAAAUCCAACCAAUGUUAUUAAUCACCAUUCUAGUCUUAAAUCAGCAUGAGGGGCUUUUGCCACAUAUUCUGUUUUUUUAAAUACUGUAAAUUGAUGAAUGGCUCUGCUUCCCAUCUAAUUAUAUAGCAUCUAAUGCCUGUGCAUUAUUUUUAUGGCUUUACUUUUAUGCAGAGGCAGAGCACAUUUUGUGAGGUGCCACAUACCCAUGGGGUCAUGAAUCGCUCUCCUCUGGUGCAGGACUGGUCCAAAAGCUUUGGAUGUUCAUCUCGGAGGGGAUGCGUGGGAGUUUGCAAAAGUUUGGACUUUUUGUUGAGAGACCUAUUCCUCCUUGUAAAAACAGCCUUUGUAAAUGGUUUCUUUUUAAAAGCAAAUGUUUGUACAGACAAUGUCAAUUAAAGAAAAGUAGCAAAAAAAAAAAAAAAAAAUUAUUUUGUAUAUGGAAAAAAACUUUUACAGAUACUUUUAAUUUAUUUUAUAUCUGUGGCCAUCUUGUUCUUUUCCAAUUUUCCUCUUAAUGCUCUCUAAACAAUAUUGUUGUCACUGUUGUUGCAAAGACAAAAAGGCAUAGACCAUGGUCAGGUUCGCAAGGACAGAUCACAGCAGCACUGUGAAAGACACGUUUCACUACUGAUGUAUAAGCUUGCCUAAUUUGUAUUUGUUUCCUUUCAGUAACAGGAAACUUUCACUAUGAACUCCUCAUAAAAUAUAAAAUA
Molecule: messenger RNA, 4369 nt
Organism: Lagopus muta (rock ptarmigan)
Lineage: Eukaryota; Metazoa; Chordata; Aves; Galliformes; Phasianidae
Gene: BMP3
Product: bone morphogenetic protein 3
Exons: 3
Coding region: 78-1466 (462 amino acids)
Biological process (GO): osteoblast differentiation; BMP signaling pathway; SMAD protein signal transduction
Cellular component (GO): extracellular region
Molecular function (GO): growth factor activity; cytokine activity
Source: RefSeq, a predicted model, not a curated record